CAAACCUUCACCGCACGCAGACGCAAAGUUAGCGAAACGAUAGUUGAAGGUUACGCGUCAAUAAGGGGACUUUUAUUUAUUUUCUUUUGUAGAAUCUCGCCGGCUGCUGAUCGAGCUUAAAAGAUAAGAGGUUCCGUGCGUUGUGUAGAAUCUUUACGCUGAUAGCGCUGAUAACAGUAACUGACUUACGCAAGAAGCUAGUUUCAUAUGGUUUUGAAGAUGUUGGCGUCAUCGGAUCUUGAUGGAAACGAGCACAGCGUAUCACCUAUUAUUGCGUGUAAUUACGACGUUGGCGAAUCGAACCCUUGCGGCAGCAGAAACGAAACGAUUAAGCGGAACGAAGUGCCUCUAAUCCCAAAUGCGGACAAGCGUACAUUGGAAAAAUUUAUUGAGGGCGAUGAAAUUCUAGACCAAAAAAAUCCGUUCAAAAGUGAUGACACAGUGUUCGACGAGUUGGGGCCUGCAGCGCCGAACAAUGAGUGUACGACGUCCUAUAUUAGAUCGGAUCGCAAUGGGCAUGACGAAGAGCUGGACUUUAUUACAAAGGAAGAAAUUUUGAGGCAAUCUAAAUACGUGCAAACAUAUAUCAAGAACCCGGACAAACAGUUAAAUUAUGAUAAAAGUGUUAUAGAGCAGAUGGACGCUAUCAGGGCCACCGGGCACCAGGCUCGUCCACCUAUUCCGGCACCGCGCAAAAUUAAUUGCCACAUCACUGAUGAAAGCAAAACUUGCCCAUACAAUGAAAAAAUUAGAUCGUUACCUCGAGGCAAAAUUGCCAAAACAUUGCAACAAACCACUGUUAAACCGAUUCCGAUGAUGCGUCGUGAUUAUUGUGACCUAAAGGUGCGAGUAGGGUCGGCAGAUGCCGGGGAGUCGCUUUAUGAUUCGAAUGAAGUCGUCCAAAACGCAUUGAAAUUCGACAGCCGCUUCCGUACUGUGGAGUUUGGCUCGCAGGAUGAUAUCGACACGAUUGCCGAGAAAACGGACAUCGGCAGUACUGUCCCGGACACAUCAUUACAAUCCGACAUUUUUUCAGAUAGCAUCCCCAGCACACCCAGCACAUCCAGCGAACUUAUUCAAACGGCUCCCUCUAAUCCAAACGAAUCGGACUAUCAUAUAAAGAGGAAGGACAGUAAUUUUGCAGAAGAGAUAAAGAAAUCUUUUUCCAACACCAUCAAGAGUGCCGACUUUAGAAAGUAUCUGCAAAGCAGAGGUCUUACUCUGAUUCCAACAAGAUCGACAUCCAUUUCAUCCACUCCAACUGCAACGAAACAGCGUCAACCCACGAAACUAUCUGUACUCUCUAAGUUUCUGCAGAGCAAUAUAUUUGAACCAAAAACCGGGCAUUCAGUAAAGCUACAAGGAUCAUCUACAUCGUUGUUAAAUCCUAAAAAACCCAAAAACAGCUCUGUUAACGAAGGCGGCAAUAAAAGCUCACAUAUUGGAAGGUCCUAUUCCAUGAGCGCUAAACCAAAGGUUAGUUGUAGACAGCUGGAGUAUCGUAAUACGCACUAUGCAAAGGAGGACGAUAAUGGGCAGUUUGCAACGAUGGAUUUCAAUCGGACGACACGGCUUCGCACAAGCUUUGCAGGCCGAUCAUCUCAGCCAAGCUUCGAUUCAUCGUAUCGCCGGUCAAUGCGGAAUGCUGGGAUUCAGGUGAAUCUCGAGACUAGUAAGAAUGCGCCAGGCGGUCUUCAAGCACAUCUAUUAGAAAACUCGUCGUCUCAUGAGAUACCAAUACGACAGAAAGUUAGCACGCAAAAGAUUCCACUGCAACGUUAUCUACCCGUUGAGAAAUAUUCCAAGAUGGAACACAAAUCCCCCGAGCAAGAUAAUGGCCUGAAGGGUUCUACUGCUUCAUCGCACACAGUUGUGCCGGUGUAUUCGGAACCUCUUCGUUACGGGGAUCCUAUCAACUAUCAUAUAUACGAGCAAACUCCCGAUAAUUUAAGAUGCGAAAUGCUGUACGGUCAUAUAGGUUACAUAGGGACUUCGCAGUUAAGUGGAUGGCAUCCACAGAAUCGCAGAUCGUUCAGCAGUGUGCAAGAAACUCCAACAUAUGGUAGACUACGCUCAACAUAUGUCUCUUCACCCAUUUCAACUCAAUCCACACCGGUUCGUUGUACUUCCGAAACGCUGGAUCGUCAGCAAAUUCUUCACAAAAUUUAUGAUUUCUAUCGCCGCUCAAUUCGUUCGAACAAACUACAGAAUUUGAAAGCCAAUGACACUGAACCUGCAUUGUACAAUGGAGCCGGUGUACCGAGUGGGCACAAAAUUGGACGAUCAGAAGAACAAGCACGUUUUCCGAACAUGGAAGACGGUCAUGUGACGGAAGUCGUUCAAGUUAGAGGUCCACCAUCAAUGACGUUGAAGGAGCAAGUUAACGCCCCACAGCAAACUCAGUAUGACCGAAACAUAGAAAACAUUUAUUCUUUUGUGACCAAAAAAAUGAACCAACUGCGAGUACAUGAAGCUAACGAACAAAGAGUUGGAAGUAUUGCCAACAUUAGAAACUCAACAAGACUGCCCAGAAGAGUAAUGUUGUUGAAUAGCAGCUACGGUGGCAACUGCACACCUCAACCAUUGCACCAUGCAAUUGGUGGUGAAGUAGACUACGUUAAUAUCCGAGGUCCUCCAGAUGGUAUCCAGUAUCGAACAUCGCACUGUUACGUGCUUUCAAAUGACAAAUGAUGAUUUGGCUCUCCGGAACAGUUUCCUUUGCAGAAUCGUGAUAUCAAGAGCAUUGUGCAGUUGUGCAGCAUAGUGUAACAUGAGUGCUAAUACCAGCUAUGAAUAAAAAUCAAUCUACAGCUCCGGCUAUAAUCGCAUGUCUCAUCAUGUUUGAUUGUUUGAUACAACUUUAAUAAACAUCUUUUGCCCAAUUGAUA
This is a messenger RNA of Anopheles aquasalis, 2888 nucleotides long. RefSeq lists its product as uncharacterized. Lineage: Eukaryota; Metazoa; Arthropoda; Insecta; Diptera; Culicidae. The record is from RefSeq and is a predicted model, not a curated record.